GUAACAAUGCAAACUUUGUGCAUACCCAAGACAUAUGUAUGUUGCCACUCUUCUUUUCCAAUACAGUGUCCCUUGAAUCUCAGAAACCAGGCAUCCGGGAAAAGUACCACAACCAUCCUUGUGUCUAGUACUACACCAAUGAUAAUCCAACUCGCCAAAGCAGCCAAUGGAAACAACGUGGAAACAAUAUGCAACAUGACUUACCAUUUCUUGGAAGGAGGGGACUACUGGACCUUCAUCAAUUAUACCAGUUAUACCAACGGCUACUGCGACAUACUAUUGGCCAACAAACCAGUCAAUCAAAAUUACGCCAUUUUGUUUGUAUUCGGUGGUUUAAUCCUCCUUGCAAUCGUCUGGUCUCUCAUGAAACUUAUCUACAGGAGCCGAAAGAGCGAAACAUCUUGUUGCAAAAGACGCGCCAACGUAGUGCCAAUAAGAGAAGGCAUAGAACACAGCACAGACAUGGUGCUGACCGAAGACGAGAUCAAGGCGAAAGAUAUUGAAAAAUGCGUAGAAUUUACGGAUAUAGAGAGUACUGCGGCAAACGACGGAGAAAAAGAAGUAAAAAGCGAGAAAGAAGACGAAGAGGAAGGCAACGAAGAUGAAGAUGAAGGAAAAGAAGGCGAAGGAAAGAAGACGGUAAAAGGAAAAGAAGAGAAGGAAAAAGAAGAGGGCAGCAAAGUUAGUGGAAAAGAUGGCGGCGGAGGCAGCGGUGGUAUAAUGAGGAAAGGCAAUGAAAUCGAUGUAAUCGAAGAUGGGAAGAAAGGCCAUACGGAGAUGACGUUAAAGACUAAAGACAAUAAGCAGCGGGAGCAGACUACACCGGUGAAAACACGAAAGCGCCUCAAUUCAUUGGAUACACUUCGCGG
This is a messenger RNA of Octopus bimaculoides (California two-spot octopus), 869 nucleotides long. RefSeq lists its product as uncharacterized. The record is from RefSeq and is a predicted model, not a curated record. NCBI's taxonomy places the organism in Eukaryota, Metazoa, Mollusca, Cephalopoda, Octopoda, Octopodidae.